CUUUACCGACCUAUUUUACGAGUUCCAUAAAAGUUGUGAAAAAUCAAUAAAACUUGUUGAUUACUGUUUAUGUAUUGUAAGAAAUCGUAACAAUACAAUACAGUUACUAUAACUAGUGCUUUGUACGCGUUUGAGACGUAAAUUUAUUUCAGAAUUUAUUAUUGUCUGUCCGUGAAUAAUUCGUUUAGCUAACAGGGUCGAUAAAAAAGUGAGAGUCGAAUCGAGGUUAUUUGACAGCGCAUAACCGCGCCGCCACAGAGAUAACGAGUUUGCGUUCUAAAUUGCCCUCGUACACAGUUUUAGUUGGUUCCAAACCGCGGCGGUGACUAGACGUCAUAAUGGCUUCUGGAAGAAUUGUUGUUUACGGCGGACGCGGCGCUUUGGGAGCGGCAUGCGUCAACCACUUCAAAUCGGCGAAUUGGUGGGUCGCGAACAUCGACCUUAACCCUAACGACAAGGCCGACGUCAAUAUCACAGUGCCGAAAGACGGAACCUGGGUACAGCAAGAGGAACAUGUAGUGAACGAACUCGGUGCGGCGCUGCAAGGUCAGAAAGUGAAUGCGGUGAUAUGCGUCGCCGGCGGCUGGGCCGGCGGAAACGCCGCUAAGGAGCUGAGUAAGCAAGCAGAACUUAUGUGCAGGCAGUCAGUGUGGAGCUCAACCAUUGCUGCCACUCUUGCCGCCAAAUACCUCUCACCAGGAGGCUUACUAGCACUCACUGGUGCUAAAGCCGCUCUAGAAGGAACUCCGGGCAUGAUCGGCUAUGGAAUGGCGAAGGCUGCUGUCCACCAACUUACCAAGUCCCUCGGUGCCAAAGAUUCUGGACUCCCCGAAAACUCAUUAGCUGUUGCCAUCAUGCCUAUCACCUUGGAUACAGAAAUGAACAGAAAAUGGAUGCCUAAAGCUGACUUCAGCACAUGGACUCCGCUGACCUUCGUGGCUGAACUGUUUGACAAGUGGAUCAAGGGAGACAACAGACCAACCAAUGGCAGCUUGGUUGCUCUUGUUACCAAGAACAAUGUCACUGAAUUAAUUGUCCAAUAAUUGCCAAGCAUUGAUCAUAGAUCAUCAUAAAUAUUCGUAAUAUUUCAAUGCAUUGUUGAAGCCUAGAUGUCUAUUUAUAAAAAAAAAGACUUAAUAUAUUUGUAAUGUUGGUGGCCAAUUUGUAUAUUUGUUGCUCAAUGAUUUUGUUAAUGCUUUUUGCAUUUAAAGAACAAAGUAAUAAUGUACUUUUAAUUAUUUAAAAUGUUUACGAACAUCAGACAAUAAGGGAACAAUCUCAUUUAAGUGUAAAUGUAUGUGGUGCAUAAUAUGAAAUGUAUGUUUGAUGUGAUAUAUCUACUUAUGAAACAUUAAAGGUAGUUGAAUAAAAGAGUAA
Molecule: messenger RNA, 1377 nt
Organism: Pectinophora gossypiella (pink bollworm)
Lineage: Eukaryota; Metazoa; Arthropoda; Insecta; Lepidoptera; Gelechiidae
Gene: Dhpr
Product: dihydropteridine reductase
Exons: 1
Coding region: 339-1043 (234 amino acids)
Biological process (GO): L-phenylalanine catabolic process; tetrahydrobiopterin biosynthetic process
Cellular component (GO): cytoplasm
Molecular function (GO): NADPH binding; NADH binding; 6,7-dihydropteridine reductase activity
Source: RefSeq, a predicted model, not a curated record